Molecule: messenger RNA, 3012 nt
Organism: Xiphophorus maculatus (southern platyfish)
Lineage: Eukaryota; Metazoa; Chordata; Actinopteri; Cyprinodontiformes; Poeciliidae
Gene: slco2b1
Product: solute carrier organic anion transporter family member 2B1
Exons: 15
Coding region: 54-2144 (696 amino acids)
Biological process (GO): bile acid and bile salt transport; sodium-independent organic anion transport; transmembrane transport
Cellular component (GO): membrane
Molecular function (GO): bile acid transmembrane transporter activity; protein binding
Source: RefSeq, a predicted model, not a curated record
AUCCUUCGCAAUAAAAGCCCUGUUGUGUUUCGUGUCGGCGGCGCGCGGCCCAGAUGGAGGCCCUUCGUGGAGCCCAGAGGUCGGGUCUGACUGCCACCAGGCCUUGGAGGGUCGAAUCUGAUUUCUCCUUCAGUUCCUCUGCAGCUUCCACUCCUGUCUUACUUUUCUCCCUGAGAUUCGGCUCUCCUGUCCGCACCGGCCGCAGAGAAGGAAUGGUGGCCGACAGCAUGAACGCCGCUGGGUCCGCGGGCCGCCGCUGGAGCCCAUUCCGCAGCAUCAAGGUGUUUGUGCUGUGCCACAGUCUGCUGCAGCUGGCUCAGCUUCUCGUGUCAGGCUACAUGAAGAGCUCCAUCUCCACCAUCGAGAGGCGCUACGGCCUGUCCAGCCAGAAGUCCGGGAUCCUGGCCGCCUUCAACGAGGUGGGGAACACCGUCCUCAUCGUCUUUGUGAGUUUCUUCGGCAGCCGCGUCCACCGGCCGCGGUACAUCGGGGGCGGAGCUCUGCUGGCGUGCUUGGCCUCGCUGCUGAUGGCGGUGCCUCACUUCCUGAGUGGAGAGUACACCUACACGGACAAGAUCACCACAUCCAGCGGUAACAAGUCCGGCCUCUGCUUCUCCUCGUUGCCCUCCAACCAGACGUGUCAGAAGGAGGACAGCGACACCCAGUGGGCCGUCUACCCGCUGCUGCUGCUGGGCCAGCUGCUGCUGGGCAUCGGCGCCGUUCCCAUCCAGCCCUUCGGCAUCUCCUACAUCGACGACUACGCCAGCAGGAGGAACUCUCCGCUCUACCUUGGCAUCCUUCUGGCCAUGACCUCCAUCGGCCCGGCGAUCGGCUUCGUCACCGGAUCCUUCCUGCUGCGCUACUAUGUGGACUUUGACAAACUGUCCAGAGAUGAGAUAAAGCUGGAUCAGAAAGACCUCCGCUGGGUCGGGGCCUGGUGGCUGGGCUUCCUCGUGGCCUCCAGCUUCCUCUUCCUCACUGCUCUGCCGUACCUGUUCUUCCCCAGAGAGAUGCCCAAAGAGAACGGAGCGGACGACCAGGAGUCUGGAACCGACAUCGAGCCGCCACCGAAGACCGACCCCAUGAGGGAUCUCACCCUGCUCCAGUUCCUUAAAAGUUUCCCUCGCAUUGCCCUGCGGACGCUGAGCGGCCCCAUCUACCUGCUGGUGGUUCUGGCGCUGGUCAACAUGGCGGCGCUGGUGUCCGGCCUCGGCACCUUCAUGCCCAAGUUUAUCGAGAAGCAGUUCAGCCAGACCAUUCCCUUCUCCAACAUGAUGAUUGGAGGAAUCGGGAUGCCACUGGCGGUGCUGGGUGUGGUUCUAGGCGGAGCUCUGAUGCGACGGUUCAACAUGUCAGUCGGCGGCGCCAGCAAGCUGUGCACGGUGGCCAUCUUUCUCUGCCUGAUCUCCGCCCUGCCCAUGCUCUUCAUCGGCUGCUCCACCCAAAAGGUCGCCGAGGUUUACCCUGUCAGGUACAGUUACCCACAGUGCAGCGCUGGCUGUGGCUGUCGUCCGGAUGCUUUCAAUCCCAUCUGCGGUUCCAAUAAUGAGGAGUACAGGUCUCCUUGCCACGCUGGCUGUUUGGCCAAAGAAAUGGACGCCAGCAACAAACCCACGAACUUCACAGACUGCCGGUGCAUCUCUAACGGUUCUGGUUCGGCCCGGCCCGGGACCUGCGGCAGUGGCUGUUCCCACCUCCUGCUGCCCUUCAUCAUCCUGAUGGGGAUCACCAGCUUCAUCAUCUCCUUCACCCAGACGCCCUCCUACGUGAUGGUACUCAGGACGGUUCCACCUGAAGAUAAGUCCUUUGCUGUGGGAGUUCAGUACAUGCUGUUCAGAGUCCUCGCGUUUCUGCCCGGCCCGGUUCUGUAUGGCAGCGUCAUCGACACGACCUGCAUCCUGUGGGGUGAGAAAUGCGGACAGAGGACUUCCUGUCUCUACUACAACCUGGACAACUUCAGACAAAGGUUCCUGGGUCUGAUGGUGGUGUUUGUCUGCGGAGCGCUGCUCUGCUUCCUGCUGACCAUGGUCGUCCUGAGGAGAAGAGGCGGAGCUUCCCAGCUGCCGCCCGGAACCAAAGCACGCUACGAGAUGGUGGGAGAGCAGGAAGCUCCGGAGAAAGAGGAGACCUCAUUGAAGACCUGAAGAGAGGCAGCCGGAGGACAAGCAGGAAGUGCUCCUGACCGGAACAGGAAGUGCUCCUGAUGGGAAAAGGAAGCUGCUCACUGGUUUUCCUGAUGAUGGCAUAAAGAUCCGGUCGGCCCUAACAAGACAGUGUUUCUAUGUUUGUGCCUCUACUACUCUGCACCCUCUGGUGACGUUUGCUGUGAGUUUUUGUACACAAAAUGUUUUUGUGCACAAUUUUUUACCCAUUCUGUGUAACCUCAGUGGGUUCUGAAGCCCGAUGCAGAACAAAGACAGUAAAGUGAACUUUAAAUGUUUUUUAUGGGACUUUUCUUUGUGAAAUACAGCGCAGCUUUCAAAGUGAAUACAGAAGCAUCGUGAAAAGAAAAUAUAAGCUCCUUCCAUUAGCAGUGAACUGCAGUACUGACCUGAACCCGGUUCAUUCUGUGCAUAAACCCAGACUCUGUCUCAAAGGCUGCUCCAGUUAAUCGUUCAGACAUCUUCUCUCUAACCUGACAACAUCCACUUUAGACAGUGACUUCAGAAAUCUGCCUUUAAGUAGCUGCACUUCUGCUACCAUCCACUAGGUGCUGCUCAAAUGAUCAGAGCUCUAAAUGAAGAGGAAGAUGAGGUGAACGGCUGAUGAAGACGUCUGCCAGACUCUAAGAGACGAACAAUAAUCUGUGAAUUCUUUGGAUCAGAGCAAACGUCCCGACUUUCCUGCUGCUGCUUCAUGUUUUCAGACGUUGAACCAAAUUUCAGGCUCAACGAUACUAUUUUAUAUAUCUCUACUGCAUAUAAAAUGUAUUUUUCUACAAGUGUGUUUAAGAUUUUUGAUUGAAACUUCUGGACCUUUUCAAAAAUACUAAAGCUUGUUUUAUAAACUGUG